AUGGAGUGCGACGCCAAGAAGAAGACACUGCUGAAGGACCUGGACGGCUCGUUCCUGGGGGCCCAGGGGGCUGUGGUGCCCCAGUCGGAGUUUGAAUGGGGGGGAGACCCUCGAAGAGGUCUGGGGGACUAUCGCAUCCCCAAAGUGAUGCUGACCGCCCUGAACGGCAGCAGGAUCCCCGUGGAGCACAUCGCCCCCCACAAAGGCGUGAUCAGGAAAAACUGCACCUACGUGGACUCCUGGCAGAGCUACCGGUGCUUUGGGCUGGACUACAGGAUGGUGGUGGUGGAGAGUCUGGACUCGGACACGGAGACCCGACGCCUGUCGCCGGUCGCCGUGCUGGGCGGCGGCUUUGUGGACCUGAUCAACGGACCUCAGGACCAUGGCUGGUGUGCCGGCUACACCUGCCAGAAGCGGGUGUCUCUGUUCCACGCCAUCAUGGCCGCCGGCCACGCCUUCGACGUCUACUUCACCAGCGUCAGCCCACAGAAGCUCCGCCUCCUGAUGCUGAACUCUGACCCCGCUGAGAGCGUCCUGGUGUCGGUCUUCUACUCGAACCCCCAGCGGCUGGAUGUGUACGUCAACAACAAGCUAGUGGCUCCAACCAACGCCAACUGGAACGCCGACAGGACAGACUACACCCUGAUGGAGCCGACGUCCGCUGACGAAUUCGUUCCUAAGAUGAACGCCACUUUGGGCGCCAACUACUUUGACCGAGACUACAAGAUGCAGAGGGUCCUGCUGAGGGGCUCCACGCCGGUGGAGAUCCGGACCUCCCCGGUUCUGGUGCUGGCCUUCGACAUGCCCGCCAUGACCGAGGAGGAGUUCUUUGGGGAGAACCUGGUCCAGAACCUAGCCCUGUUCCUCAAGGUUCCCCCCAGCAUGAUCCGCAUCAGCAAGGUGGUGCGUGAGGACGGCGGGCGGCGCCGCAGGAGGAGGUCCACGGGCCUGACGGUGCAGGUGGAGAUUCAGAAGCCCCCCGAGCAGGAGAGCACCAACAGCACCAACGACGAGGACUUUGAGCUGCUGCAGAGGCUGGCUGAUGACCUGGGUCAGGCUGCCGUCUCUGGCAACCUGAGCCAGUCCAUCGGCUUCAACGUGUCCUCGCUGGGCGUGAUUACGCCGCCCCCCCCGUCCUCUGACCCCAGCUGGAAGGAGGUGGCGUCAGGUGAGGCCAGUAGGGAGGAUCCCAGCAGCAGCCGGCUGUCCAGCGUGGCCGCCCUGCUGCUGGUGGUGGAGCCACUGGCCGGCCAGACGGUGGGGCCUCUGCUGCAGCAGCCCAGCCUGAUGGCUGUGGACCAGCAGAUAGAAACUCCCAGAGCAGCGUCUCCAGAGGCUGUAAACCUCAGACCAGAGCUUCUGGUUUGGACCAGAGCUGCUCUGCCUGGUUCACCUAAAACUGACCUGAGCGGUGGUCUGCAGGGCAACUGCGUCUCCGUGGGCGUGACCACCCUCACCGCCACGGCAACCCUGGAGGACGCCAGCGGGGACCCGGCCGGCGGCCUGGGGGGCAACGCCACCAUCCGGUUCAGCUCCUGCUGGGCCAACUUCACCGGCCUGUCCGUGCUGCAGAGCGGUGAGUUUACAGCUGCUGGUCCAGCCAGUCCAGGUGGUCCAGCAGGUCCAGUCCAGCUAGUCCAGCUGGUCCAGCAGGGCCAGGUGGUCCAGGUGGUCCAGCUGGGGCCGGUCCAGGGGGUCCAGCUGGUGCCAGUCCAGCUGGUCCAGCCAGUCCAGCUGGUCCAGCUGGUCCAGCCGGUCCAGUGUGGUCUAGCUGAUCUAGUGCUGGUCCAGCAGGUCCAGGUGGUCCAGCAGGUCCAGGUGGUCCAGCCGGUCCAGGUGGUCCAGCUGGUCCACUUCCCGGGCGGCGUCUGUAACCUCUGCUGUGCUCCUGCAGGCCAAAACCUGACGCUGGCCUUCAGCCUGGAGAGUUGGGCCGCCCGCUCCGCCCCCUUCUCUGUUAGCCCCGCCCCCACCACGCUGGCCCCGCCCCCCAGCACCACCCAGGACGGCAGCAUCUUCAGCUCCAGCCCCACACUGGCGGCCGGCGGCCUGUGCCUGCUCAGCGUCAUCUACGAGGUGGCCUGCUGCUCGGGCGCCAUCCCAAUAUGCUAG
Messenger RNA from Menidia menidia (Atlantic silverside), 2112 nucleotides. The record is from the annotation of a GenBank genome assembly. Lineage: Eukaryota; Metazoa; Chordata; Actinopteri; Atheriniformes; Atherinopsidae.